Molecule: messenger RNA, 5225 nt
Organism: Arvicola amphibius (Eurasian water vole)
Lineage: Eukaryota; Metazoa; Chordata; Mammalia; Rodentia; Cricetidae
Gene: Acot11
Product: acyl-CoA thioesterase 11
Exons: 16
Coding region: 93-1871 (592 amino acids)
Cellular component (GO): extracellular exosome
Molecular function (GO): thiolester hydrolase activity; lipid binding
Source: RefSeq, a predicted model, not a curated record
UGCUUUUGGAGCUGCUGGCCGCCUGUGGCUCAGGUGACCAGAGGCCCUUGAGCAGCGCGCAGAACCCCCAGGGCCUGACAGGUGGAGCAGCAAUGAUCCAGAAUGUGGGAAACCACUUGCGAAGGGGCUUUGCCUCUAUGUUCUCUGGUCGUACAUCCCGGAAGUCAAUCUCACAUCCAGAGCACGAAGACACCAUGGCAGAGGGUGAGGAGUACCGGAACCCCACGGAGGUACAGAUGAGCCAGUUGGUGCUGCCCUGCCACACUAAUCACCGCGGGGAGCUGAGCAUAGGACAGUUGCUCAAAUGGAUCGACACCACGGCCUGCCUGUCAGCGGAGAGGCAUGCUGGCUGCCCCUGUGUCACGGCUUCCAUGGAUGACAUCUACUUUGACCACACCAUUAGUGUCGGCCAAGUGGUGAAUAUCAAGGCCAAGGUGAACCGGGCCUUCAACUCCAGCAUGGAGGUGGGUAUCCAGGUGGUCUCUGAGGACCUGUGCUCCGAGAAGCAAUGGAGUGUGUGCAAGGCCCUGGCUACCUUUGUGGCCCACCGGGAGAUCUCCAAGGUGAAGCUGAAGCAGGUCAUACCAGUGACAGAGGAGGAGAAAACGGAACACGGGGUGGCAGCUGAGCGCCGGCGCAUGCGGCUAGUCUAUGCAGACACCAUUAAGGACCUCCUGGCCCACUGUGCCAUCCCGGAUGACCCCGACAAGGACUUCAGCAAUAUGGUGCCCGCAGAGAAGACCCGAGUGGAGAGCGUGGAGCUGGUGUUGCCUCCUCAUGCCAAUCAUCAGGGCAAUACCUUUGGGGGCCAGAUCAUGGCCUGGAUGGAGAACGUGGCCACCAUUGCAGCCAGCCGGCUCUGUCAUGCCCACCCGACACUCAAGGCCAUCGAGAUGUUCCAUUUCCGAGGCCCCUCGCAGGUGGGGGACCGUCUGGUGCUCAAGGCCAUUGUGAAUAAUGCCUUCAAGCAUAGCAUGGAGGUGGGCGUGUGUGUGGAGGCUUAUCGCCAGGAGGCCGAGACCCAGCGGCGACAUAUCAACAGUGCCUUCAUGACCUUUGUGGUCCUGGACAAAGAUGACCAGCCUCAGAAACUGCCCUGGAUUCGUCCCCAGCCUGGAGAGGGUGAACGGCGAUACCGAGAGGCCAGCGCCAGGAAGAAGAUCCGCUUGGAUAGGAAGUACCUUGUGUCCUGUAAGCAGUCGGAAAUGGCCCUGUCUGUCCCCUGGGAUCCUAGCAACCAGGUGUACCUGAGCUAUUACAACGUGUCGUCUCUGAAGACGCUUAUGGCCAAGGACAACUGGGUGCUGUCCGUGGAGUUCGGUGAGGUCCACCUGUACACCCUGGAGGAGGAGUUCCUGUCAUUUCAUUUGGAGAUGGUGGUCCACGUGGAUGCUGCCCAAGUCUUUACGCUGCUUUCAGACCUGCGUCGGAGGCCGGAAUGGGACAAGCAUUACCGGAGUGUGGAGCUGGUGCAGCAGGUAGAUGAGGAUGACGCCAUCUACCACGUCGUCAGCCCUGCCUUGAGCAGCAAUACCAAGCCCCAAGACUUUGUGAUCCUGGCCUCUAGGCGGAAGCCUUGUGACAAUGGGGACCCUUAUGUCAUCGCAUUGAGGUCGGUCACAUUGCCCACCCACUGUGAGACACCCGAGUAUCAGCGUGGGGAGACUCUCUGCUCAGGCUUCUGUCUGUGGCGGGAGGGGGACCAGUUGACUAAGGUUUCUUACUACAACCAGGCCACCCCGGGACUUCUCAACUAUGUGACCACCAAUGUGGCCGGCCUGUCCACGGCGUUCUACAAUACGUUCAAGGCUUGUGAGAGUUUCCUGUUGGACAACCGGAAUGACCUGGCCCCCAGCCUCCAGACCCUCUAGGCACUACCCCACCCUGCCCCAGGUCUUACACAGUGCAUGGAGCAAAGCAGAGGCGUUUAUUCACCCUGACUCCCCAGGGAAGCCUUCCACAUUAGAUGGUCCAAUCCUACUGGGUGGUCAGUUCCUGCUCACAUCUGCCAGCAAGUCUUCUCGGUACCCCUGGGGUAUCCUGUAAUAGACUCGGGUCCUGUCCAUGGCCCUGGCCACCCACAACCCAGCCCAAACGUCUGCAUAGUUGUUCCCAGCCAUGCUGUGGUGCACCGUGACCGUGGCUCGAGGGGAGGCUGCCAGAAGCCUGGCCACAGCUUUGGCCGAACUCCGGCCCAGUGGCCCAGCCUGCAGCUGGAAGGACACAGGUUGCCAGAGUCCCUGACACAGCUCCAGCAUGUCUGUGAUCAUCUGCUCCUGAUAGCCGCUGCCCAGCGCCUCUUCAGGCCAGCCUGGUGCCACGGUCACGUGAGGGAAAACUUCAGCCACAGCUGUAAGCAGUUCUCUGCCAGCCACAUGACCAGGGACCACAAAAUUACCAUGUGAGAUUGUAGCCCCCACCCACACGGGCCAGGGCAGAUGGCCAAGGGUGGAGAGGCGUGCCAGUGUGGCCAGGGAGGGCCGGAGAGCUGUGGGUUCCACGAUGUUCACAUGGAUGCCCCAGGAGCCGGGGUGAGCAGCCAGCUGCAGCAGACAGGACUCUAAUGUCAGAAUAGGACCACCUUGGGUACGCAGGAUGGGCACAGGGGUCCCAGAUUCAGGUUCCUGGAGGCCCACAUCCAGCAGGAUCAUGCCUUCUCUGCCUGGAAGAGGCAACAGUGUUUGGAGUACCUGUCAUUAUGGGAUGUCAUUCUCUCUUGUUAAAGGGGCAGUGGAGGUCAUGGGAGCAGACGAGGAGGAACUGGUGCCAGCCGUUCUUGAAUCUGACGUUCCAGACUCCAAAUGCUGUGACUGGUGACUCAUGACAAAUGGCUGGCUCAGUUCUUGGCCUUCCUAGUGACUCAGACCUGGGUCACCACCCCCUCUUCUAGUCACCAUGAGACUGGGGGCACAAGGCUGCUGGCCUAAGGUCAGGAGUUCCUGCUCUUGACAUUAUUCCUCCCACUUUGUAUCCAGUGCAUGGCUUAUGAUGUUGCCAUGGUAACAGAGAACCAAGUUACCCACCCAAGCAAACGACAGGCCUGUGAGUUAGCCAGGGGCUUUGGGACUGCAGGCAGACUCACCAGGGACAGUAAUGGCCGCUGUUCUCCCGCCACCAUUCACUUGUAGAUCCAGCCACUCUACCUCUAGGCCAUCACCCCUGGGCUGCUGGAGAAGAGGGAUCAGGCUGCCACCUGUGUAGUAGGUUCGCUUCCGGGUGCUGUUCACUGUGGGACCCAAAAUUGCCAAGGUGAAAGGACCACUACCCAUGGUUACACCCUGGCUCUCCUGCAUCCAAAUCCUUGUAGCCGUCAGUUCCCUCUUGGAUAGAUGUGAAGUCAUUGUUUCAAGGUUUUGGCAACCAGUAAGCAGAGUUUACUGGGCCAGAAACCAAAUGGAGGACCCCAAAGCUGGUUUCCUCCCCUUUCCGGACACGGUUUCCUCAAUAGGAAUGGGACCUGAUGUGACCCCUUGGGAUGGUUUAAGUGUGAGUGCUCCUAGACUCAGGGUCAGAAGUACAGGGGUUUGCCUGGUGGCAUCUGGCUCAUGAAUGAGUGGGCACAGAAGAGGGCUGUGGAAACACGGGGAGGGGGUUGAAUUGGCUAGGGUCUGAUCAAGCUGCUUUUCUAUAAACUCCUUGUAGUUUCGAUUUCAAUUUCCUUCUCUAUCAACCAGACUCCUGCUUUGUGGAUAGGUGAAGCUUGGAUAGCAUACUGUCCCAGGGGCAGAAGACAGGUUCUCAGAAUGGUUCCUGUCUCCUGUUCCACCCAGAAUUUUCCCCGUCUAGACCUCCUUACCUUUGCUCCCAUGCCCAACCAAGGCUGCCCUGAGCAGAACCCAGCCUCCACCUCCCCUUCUAGGCCCCCUUCUUACAGGCCAGCUGCUUGAACUGCGACAGGACGGGCUCAAAGAGGUCAUAGUAGAUUUGGUGGGUGGCACUGUUGUCCCGGAUGAAGAGGAGAUCAUCUACCGACACGGGGUCCGAGGCACCCUGCCACAGUGUCAGGCUGUAUCUGGGACCAGAGAGCUGACUCAGUACCCCCCUGGGCCCAGAAAGACCCUGGGCUCUACUCCUAUGCUCAGAACUGAAUGCCAGCUGACCCAGGAGUAGAGCAUCUGUCCUCCAGCUUCCAAGGGAUGAUGGAAAGCAGGAGUUUAGGGAUGAGAGGAUGUGCCCACUCGGGAUGUCUAUUUCUGAGUUACCCAACAAUGGAAGCAGUGAAUAGCUUGUCACCAGAGGAGUGUAAGCCAGAGGCAGGGCAUUCAUUAUAGGAGGUGGCUAGGCCACCAGGGCCAGGACAAGAUGAUCUUUAGAACCCCUCCUGCCGUGUUCAUCUUAGAUCAGAGCCCAGAAUAGAUUUGGAAUGAGCAGAGGGAGCUUUACCUCUCAGAUUGGCCCAGGAGCCAGCUGAAGUGGGGCCAAGCAGCCCGUGCCAUGAAAGCCCGAAUGGGGAAGGUGAUGCUCUGAGGCAGCGCCCCCACCAGCUCCUGCAUCUUCUCCACCAUGGCUUGGGUGUACGUGCUGUUUGGCAACUGAGGCACAUACAGAGUAGUAAAGCCAGGAGAGAUGGUGACGUCAGGAUACUUCUCCUGGACCAGCGCCAGGAACCUGCAGAGAACAGAGAGAUCCAGCUUUGCAGACAACUCUGGUCCAUUCUCGUAGGUUCUUGUCACAGGGACUUGGGGCAGCCAGGCCUGUUGAGUCUGUGCUUGGAGGCUGGCAACACAGCUCUAAAGAACAGCAGGGGUUUGCACAUCCUGCUGAUGUGACCACCCUGUGCAACCCAGGAGGUCUGGGCUCAGGGCCUACUCUGCCUCUGCCUUUGAUUCUCAGAAACAGUGAUCGUCUGCCAGGGCAGGGCCUUUUAAAUGUCCCCAUAUGGAUGAAGGGGGCUGGGUGAGAUUUGUGAGGUGUGCAGAUCUGUAAGCUGCCAGCUGGCUUCGAGUUUCCCACGUUUCAGAUUCUUAAUUAUUUUUUAUAUGCACCAAGCAUGAUGGCACAUGCCUGUAAUCAGCACUUGGGAGGUGAUGAUAGUACAAUCAGGACUUCCUUCAUCCCCAGGUACAUAGAGAGUGCAGGGCUAGCCUGGACUAUAUGAAACAGUCUCAAAGCAAUACAUAAAAAAGAAUGUUUUGAAUCUUAUUCUGAUGCAGAAUUUAUUAGGAAAGUAAUGUCACCUAUGGCCCAGCCUCUAGAAUACCCUGAGGAGAGAAACUUUGUUUGUC